ACACCAACCAACCACUACUCGCGACCAACGCGCGCGGUAUCCCUCAUUGCGCGCGUGGCGGGGCGGGAACCGAGAGAGCGGGAGAGAAGAGACGAGGGACAAACCAACAGUCAAUAUAUUUACAUCAGAAAAGAGGAGACAACGACCUGAGGACCCCUACAGACGUGCGGAUCGUGAAGCAGCAUUUGACCCACUGUUGCCCAUCUACCUACAAGUACCCUUAAAGAGAUGAGACGAGUUGCCAUGGAAACUGUUCUGGUCUUCCUUUUUUCCCUCCUAGUCUAUGUGGCGGCUCUGUCUGAAUCUAACAAAGAUGGAAAAGAGAAGCCAUUGGAAACAUUUGUAUAUGACUAUGAGAGUUUGAGGAUCGGGGGUUUGGCGUUUGCUGUGGUGCUCUUUGCUCUGGGAGUGCUCCUUAUUCUCAGCCGCAGAUGCCGCUGCAGUAUAAACCAGAAGACUAGGGCUCCGGGGGAUGAAGAAGCUCAAGCAGAGAACCCCAUGGUCCCCAAGGACAAGGAGACCCCUAAAACAGAGAACUGAAACAAUCUAGUGCUGUUGAACACAUAGCUGUGGCUGAACGACUUCACUGAUGCUGCGGAUGCGGAUGAUGAUGAAGCUGAUUCCAGACCAUGGCUAUGAGAGGAUAGAGAGGAGACAGAGAUUUGUUGGGGGAGGCUGAUGACUUGGGAUUUUAAUGGGCCAGUGUCUUGUACGUAGACCUCUAGUCCUGUCACGUGAACAGUAACCGUAGUCGUCUUUUCGUCUGUGCCCUUUUGCAACAGUCCGUCUUGAGUGAAAUGUUUUAGCAAAACUAGCCACUUUCUGCAAAUCAUUCUUAACAUGUUUGGCUCCUCUCCAAUCAAACUUUUAUGUGCAGUUUAAGGAACAGUUCACCCAAAAAUGAAUAUUCUCAUUUCGUUCUAAAUCUGUAUGCACUUAUUUCUUUAUGUUGAUCACAAAAAAGAGAUCAUAUUAAAAAUUCUUCAUGUAGCCCUUAUUAUAUAAUGAAAAAACCUAAGAAAAAAAAAUGCCAUGGUUAAAUUUUUUGGAUGAACUGUAUCUCUAAAACAAUUUUGCUUUAACAUCCAACAUUGAAUAACUGCUACUGUUAUUGUUGGUAAGAACACUUGCAAUUUCUCAUUUGUGUCGCAUCUGCUGUUUUUUUUCUCUUUUAGAUUAUAUAGAUUAUAUGCACACAUAUUUAAAGUAUUUAAUUUAAGUAUUGAUUCAUAUGUGAUGCAGAAUAUAUAUUUGGAUAUACACUGUUUACAUGUGUGCGCGUGUAUGGUAGAGCUUGUAUAAAUCUGUGUGUGUGUGUGUGUGUGUGUGUGUGUGUGUACGCCCAUAUUCAGGGCUCCUUCUCCCGACAAUCUUUCAAUCAUUUUUCCCAGACCAAGCACAAAAACAACACAGUACCACCACUGUACCAUAGGGGGCGCUAUACCACUUUCCUAUGAUCAGCUGAAACACUGCCGGGCUCAAAGCCCCCAUUCGGACCCAUAGUCUAACCGUCUGCGGCCUGAGAGUGAGCCCGCAGAAGCAGUUCACUUCACCAUAGUGCCACAUACCUGUGUCCUUUACCUUGACUAUCUCACGCCUUCUGUAGCCUACGUAUUCACUUUCAUAAAGGAAUAGUUCACCCAGAAAUGUAAAUAUUUUAUUAUUGUCUACACACCCUCAUGCCAGUAAACUUGAGAUGGUUGUCGUUGUUAUGUGGAGCACAAAAAGGAGAUAUUUUGCUUAAUGUCCAAGCAGCUGUUUUCCAUACAGUAAGGUAAAGCAUAAAGUAUACUAGUGCAUGUGUAGCCAAUUUAUUUAUUUUUUUCAACGUAGUUAGUAAAAACAUGAGCACAAAGGAUGUUUUAUUCCUGUUUAGUGUCUGUGCCAUAUCUAUCUAAAAGUUGUGAGCUGAAAAGAACCUUAGUUAAAAAAAAAAAAAAAAAAGUAGUUUCCUAUUUGACCUUGAAACAACAUGCUAGGGCAGUAUUCUUCACCUGGUGGACAAACUAAAUAAAGCAAAAUAUACAUCUAGAAAAACCUUAAAUAGUUACUAUACUUUGGAAAAUUAAACAUGGUUUUAUUGUAGUGGUAUGGUUUUUGUAGCAAAACCAUAGUUAAUUUGUGCUAACCAUGUUUUAUUAUUAUUAUUAUUAUUAUUAUUAUUAUUAUUAUUAUUAUUAUUCAAACUGUGGUUAAUUUUCAUAAGGGUGGGACUUUGGUGCAAACAAAAAGCACCAGAAAACUGUAUUUUAUAUUAUGAAAUAUACACAAGGAAGGAACAGACGGAAAUUUUAAUCAUUAUUUGCUGAAAAUCUCCAAUGUAGCUUUCAAAUCUCUUUCGGCGUUCUUCUAUGUUAGUUUGUGCAUUUUGUGUGAUCAACUCUGCACCAUAUUUUAAUGUAAGCCAGCGUGAAUGAGAUUCAAGCAACUUAAAUUCCAAUCUGUAACACCAUAUCUAUGGUGAACUUGGCAUUCAAAUCACAUGAGGUUGAGUAAACAAUGGUAGAAUAUUGAUUUUUGGACGAACUAACUAUUGGGCGAACUAUUAUCACUCAUAUUUAUAAACACUAUUCAUUGGGACCAAAAUGUCGGCCUCUAAAGAGACCAACCUUUAGAUUUGUGUGCGUCUGCGUAUGUAUGUUUGUGUGUUGUUCCUCAAAUCACUUGCUGUGAUAAACCCAUGAGAGCUGUAGAAAUGUAGGUCAGUUUAUAAAGAGAGAAGCGUUUCACAGAAUAUUAAUCAAAUGUAUUGAAGAACACAGUCUAACGCUACAGAUGCUUCGCUAUCAGAGAGGAAUUUAAUACAUAUUAGUCUCAUAUCUGUGCAGCUGCUGGCCGCUCUUUGUGCUUCAAAAUAAAUAAAGUCUUUGUCUGAAACAGA
This is a messenger RNA of Carassius gibelio (silver crucian carp), 2881 nucleotides long. It is a transcript of the gene fxyd6, whose product is annotated as FXYD domain containing ion transport regulator 6. Bases 229 to 540 code for a protein of 103 amino acids. The record is from RefSeq and is a predicted model, not a curated record. Lineage: Eukaryota; Metazoa; Chordata; Actinopteri; Cypriniformes; Cyprinidae. Gene Ontology annotation, cellular component: membrane. The transcript has 10 exons. Gene Ontology annotation, biological process: regulation of sodium ion transmembrane transporter activity. Gene Ontology annotation, molecular function: sodium channel regulator activity.